Messenger RNA from Leptosia nina, 234 nucleotides. NCBI's taxonomy places the organism in Eukaryota, Metazoa, Arthropoda, Insecta, Lepidoptera, Pieridae. The record is from the annotation of a GenBank genome assembly.
AUGGCAGGACGAAGUUUAUUUUUUAUAUUGUUUCUGUGUAGCUUAAGCGUUGGGAUAUUUGGAAAAUUCGGCUUAAGGGACCAUUCUCCGCGUUAUCAGGAUCUAAACGCAAGCGACGAUGACGAGGCUAACCAAUCUCCACUGAAUCCUAAGGGAAGACCAAUUCAAAAAGCAAAGAUCUGCAUUAUGACACCGUUUAAAAAAUACUGCGUCGGCGAGCAACAUGGACUGUGA